Molecule: messenger RNA, 928 nt
Organism: Vigna angularis (adzuki bean)
Lineage: Eukaryota; Viridiplantae; Streptophyta; Magnoliopsida; Fabales; Fabaceae
Product: blue copper protein 1b
Exons: 2
Coding region: 140-841 (233 amino acids)
Cellular component (GO): plasma membrane
Molecular function (GO): electron transfer activity
Source: RefSeq, a predicted model, not a curated record
AGCAGAAAAGGAGAGAAGUUCAUAAUCUGUACAUAGCUGGCAGCACAAGAAUCCCACAUUCCCUUUCUCUGAAGCCACCACCCACUCAUAAAAGGCCAGUUUUUCUGUGCUUCCUGCACCUUCACAAACCCCAAGAACAAUGAAACAGGGAAGAGGAAGAACCUCUUUUCAUCUUAUGUCAUCAAUUCUCUCUUCUCUUCUCCUUUUCCUCUCUCUCUUAGGAUCUGCUCAUGCUUACAAGAAUUACACAGUCGGAGACUCCUUAGGCUGGUUUGACAACACUGAAAACUCCAAUGUCAAUUAUCAGAAGUGGGCUGACACUAAAAAAUUCACCUUAGGAGAUUUCCUCAUUUUCAACACAGACACUAACCACUCUGUGGUUCAGACAUACAACUUUACAACAUACAAGGAAUGUGAUUACGAUGAUGCUCAAGACAAAGACACAACCCAGUGGUCAGCAUCUGAUCCAUCCAACACCCAAACACAUCCUGUGACGGUGGCGAUUCCUCUGAUGAAGGAGGGCAAAACGUACUUUUUUUCUGGUGAUUAUGACGGUGAUCAGUGCAGGAGUGGACAACAUUUCCAAAUAAAUGUGACCUAUGGAGAAGGGCUGCCCAAAAGUCUGAAAGCCCCAGAAGAUGCCCCAUCUCCUGCUAAUGCUGUUGCUGGAGAUGAUGAUUCAGCACCAGACACCAUUGUCCCUUCCAACUUCAACCAUCCCAAAACAGAAGAAAGUGAUGACGACAAAGCUAGUGACAAACAAAACUCUACUUCUUUCUCAGUUUCACUGUCUGCACAACUUCAGCUUGUCCUUUUAGGAAUGCUACUUUUUUUCCUUUGAUGAGUCGAUAUUUAUUUUAUAGUUAUUUUUUUAAUUAUAGGUAUAUGUCGUUAUUAUUUUUUAUCUAUUUUUUUCUUUCAUGAGUGA